CGAGCGGAAUCAGCUGUAGGAACAAUAACAGUAAAGCGAGCGAGACACCACAGUGACCACACAGUCCUGUACAGAUGUGUAGAGUCCAGAGGACAGCGGUGCAGUUUGUGCAGCUUCGGUCUGAUACUCGGUGCUCGGAAAACUUCUAGAAUGCUUAGCGGGGGCGCGAGCCGAAACGCUUCCUUUGUGACAGUCGCGAGACGCCUCGAGUCUGUUCAACACUUCGUCUCGUUUUGAGCUCCAGCACGCGGACUGACUGGCAUGUGGGUCAAUUCUGGAAGCGUCGGAAGGGCCCUCUCCAUGGAUAUAGACACAGACUAUGAAAGGCCUAAUGUGGAGACCAUAAAGUGUGUCGUUGUGGGUGAUAACGCUGUGGGAAAAACCCGCCUUAUUUGUGCCCGGGCUUGCAAUGCCACCCUCACACAGUACCAGCUGCUCGCCACCCACGUGCCAACCGUUUGGGCCAUCGACCAAUACCGUGUGUGCCAGGAGGUGUUGGAAAGAUCGAGAGAUGUGGUGGAUGAAGUCAGCGUGUCUCUCAGACUGUGGGACACAUUCGGUGAUCAUCACAAAGAUCGGCGGUUUGCUUAUGGAAGAUCUGAUGUAGUGGUGCUGUGCUUUUCCCUGGCUAACCCCAACUCCCUUCGCAAUGUCCGCACCAUGUGGUACCACGAGAUUAAGCACUUCUGCCCUCGCACCCCCAUUAUCCUGGUGGGCUGCCAGCUGGACCUGCGCUAUGCUGACUUAGAUGCUGUUAACCGAGCCCGCCGACCCCUGGCCAAACCAAUAAAACCCACAGACAUCCUUUUACCAGAGCGAGGCCAUGAGGUUGCUAAAGAACUCGGUGUGCCCUACUACGAGACCAGCAUCGUUGCUCAGUUUGGUGUGAAAGACGUUUUCGACAACGCCAUCCGCGCCGCUCUCAUCUCUCGCCGCCACCUCCAGUUCUGGAAGUCCCAUUUGAAGAAAGUCCAACGGCCACUUCUUCAGGCUCCCUUUUUGCCUCCCAGGCCCCCACGGCCUGUGGUUGGCAUCCCUGACCCCCCUCCUAUGGAUGGAGAAGGCCUCGAUUCCCUCUUUUGCCAGCACUUAUGUGCAGAUGUUCUGUUUCUCCUCCAUGGUGGUGCCACUCACGUUUUUGCUCAUAAAGUCUACCUUGCCACUUCUUGUUCCAAGUUCUAUGACCUGUUCACUAUUGACCUAGGAUUUACCGAGGAGGACAAGGAGGUGGAUGAAACUCUGGAGGGAAGUGAGCAAGAGGAGCAAAGUCGAAGAGAAGCCAAAGAGCAGGCUGGACGGACCAAGAGUCUGGACAUUGAUAAAGAUUGUAACGGAGGGACCAGAGGUCCCAAGAGGCCGCUUUUACUUGAGCAAGGCUCAUUGAGGACUUCCCAAAGUGAUAAUGCCCUUCCAGCAAGGAGUCAAUUCCUUUUUGGGCCACUGGGAAUGGGCCGCCCCCUUUUGGAUUGGGGCCGGGGGUUUCUCAGCGUGUAUUUGGAACGGGUGGAUGACCCAGUAACGGGUCGCCCAAGACUUAUGACGGUCGUAUUGAUGGAUGAACUCAUUCAGGAGGCACCAUUCCGGGCCGUACUGCAGUACCUGUACACUGGUCAUUUGGAUGAAGACCGGAGCGACCUGAUGCAGGUGGCCACCAUUGCCGAGCUUCUGGAGGUCUUUGAUUUGCGCAUGAUGGUGGCCAACGUGCUGAACCGCGAGAGCUUCAUGAACCAGGAGAUCACCAAAGCCUUUCAUGUGCGCCGUGCCAACCGUAUCAAAGAAUGCCUAAACAAGGGCACAUUUGCUGAUGUGGUGGUUCAACUGGACGAUGGUUACCUACCUGCCCACAAACCUCUGCUCAUCUCAAGCUGUGACUGGAUGGCAGCCAUGUUCCGUGGGUCUUUCAUGGAGAGCUACGUUGAGGAGGUGUCCAUACCCAACACCAGUACUGCCUGUAUGAGAGCUGUGCUGGAAUACCUGUAUUGCGGCUUGCUGACUCCCUGUCCUGAGCUAGAGCCUGUGGACCUCAUAAUACUAGCCAAUCGUCUUUGCCUGCCCCGUCUAGUGGCACUUACAGAGCAACAUGCGGUUGAAGAGCUGCUGAAGUGGGCAGUUAAAGGAGCAGACAUCGACGGCCAGGUGCUGGCUUACCUAGAACUGGCUCAGUUCCACAAUGGCAAACAGCUUUCGGCCUGGUGCCUCCAUCACAUUUGCACCAACUACAACAGCGUGUGUCGCAAGUUCCCAAAAGACAUGAAGGCCAUGUCUCCAGAGAACCAGAAGCACUUUGAGAAGCAACGGUGGCCGCCUGUGUGGUUCCUUAAGGAGGAGGACCGCUACAACCGCUCAAAAAAGGAACGUGAGCGUGAGGAGGAGAUCCUGCGCAAGCAGCACACGAAGCGGGGCUGGUGCUUCUGGAGACACCAGUCUUCAUCUACACCCCACAUCUCUUAAGGGUGUAAUCGUCCCGAACCACUUGCCCGAUUUAAGGCUCAAUACUCAGGCCGGUUGAGCCUGGGGAGUCCCGGGUCUGUGUCAAGUGUGCGUCUGGACUUCUGGGAGUCGGUCUGGGGUCACUUGCGUCUGCCUUUUCUUGUUAAGCCAGGUUUAGUGCUGAGCCUGAGGUACAAAGCUGUGGCCCACACAAAAGCUCUAAGGGGUGAAGGCUGAGAGAAAGCAGCGGCUCUUCCUCACAUACGUCGUAUGUUUUACUCUGUUCAUCCAACAUCCCACUCAGAAUGUCUUCAUGGAAAUGAUCUGCCUUCUCUUUUACGACUGUUAUUGUUAUAUAGCUACAAACACACACAUCCUCAUACGUUCUUCUUUUCACACCAGGCCUAGGCACCGGCACCCGAACACACGAUCAUUCACGGUGCUGAGCUUUUUCAAUUCUGUACACCUGUUUUUGGGGAAACUGCUAUGUCUAAUCUAAAUAUCUUGCACCUAGUAACUAAACCAGCGGCAGGGAAUUAUUAUUCUUUAAAUCUGAAAAGAUUUAGGGCUUUUUGCCUCAGUACUCAGUACAGUCUUUGCCGCUUCUAUCACAAAAAGACAGAAAUGUGUUUGUAUCCUCCACUGGACCUUUUUUUAUUUGGGGAAAACGCCCCUUAAGAUCAUGCACAAACAAAGAAAACCGGUCCGUGGGUCAUUUAUUACCGGGCCGCACAAAAAGAAUAAAUAAUUAGAGAUCGCUAAAAAAGCAUUUUUUACUGCUUCCACAUUUUGAGUGUUAUUGUCUCUUAUUACCCCUAGGGGGGAGCAGCGUCUCGUUGCAGAGAAAAAAAUUCAUUUUCUAUCAUUUGUGACUAUUAUUGUUAAAUCCUCCUGCCCCCUCCAGUCCAUGCAAUUAUACCGUAUAUGAAACCGGUCCGUGGUGCAAAAAAGGUUGGGGACUGCUGAUCUAAAUAACCAUGUAGUGUAAAGUUUGAGUCUUUUUAUUUAAAAAGGCUUUUACAAAGCACCAAAGAUUAACAUAUGGGACAUCUCACAAAAUGUUAUUUUCACUCUAGUUAUACCACUAGCUAUACCACUAGUCAUACCACUAGUCAUACCAACAUUUCUUUUCCCACUAUUUAGUGUCUGUUUCUAGACUCUAAGCAUUUUAUUUUACCUUGCAGUCAGAGUUCUAGUACUAACAAGAGUUCUGUUUGAACCCAGUGUUCAACUAAGUCAAAAGACCAAGAUGGGAAUUCUGAUUUAAUCUGUGGAAUAUGAUACAGUAUAAGCAAAACGUUACAGUCAACAUUGCAGUGGUGAACAUUAGGGUGAGUUUUUUUAUAUUCAUUAUUUUAAAUUUAUAGAUUAAUUUAUUUGAUUGCAAUUGCUGACAUGCAAUUUAUAAAACAAUACAUAGGAAAAAUACGAUUUAUUAUUGGCCUGCAGUUAACUGACCUUGAGUAAAUUUUAAUGGCCUUCUGAUUGAUUCCCAAUCCAACUGAACGAAAAUAUCUGAUCAUCAAUUUGCAUGUGUAACUGGGAGACUUGACUCUUUAAGAAACUUCUUACUAUCAGGUUGGUACAAUGCGUAUGUGUUUACUCUGCAGUGAGAGACUUUCAAUAAGCAAGAAGCAAAACCUGUGGUGUAUUGAUAUGACCCUUCAUAACUAACAAUCUCUAUAUACAGUAUAUACAUAUGAAAGAGAGUAAAUAACUAAUAUGCACACUACAGACCCACUAGUGAAAAGACACUAGCAACUCAACUUUCUACUCAAAUUGUUGUGCUAUAAUUACAUUUAAAACAUAAUAAUUAAAUUUUAAAUAGUGGUCUCAGACUUUAGGUCCUGGGCGGCACGGUGGCUAAGUGGGUAGCACUGUCGCCUCACAGCAAGAAGGUCCUGGGUUCGAUCUCCAGGUGGGGCGGUCUGGGUCCUUUCUGUGUGGAGUUUGCAUGUUCUUCCCAUGUCUGUGUGGGUUUCCUCCCGGAGCUCCGGUUUCCUCCCACCCUCCAAAGACAUGCAAGUGAGGUGAAUUGGAGAUACUAAAUUGUCCAUGACUCUUUGAUAUAACCUUGUGAACUGAUGAGCCUUGUGUAAUGAGUAACUACCGUUCCUGUCAUGAAUGUAACCAAAGUGUAAAACAUGACGUUAUAAUCCUAAGAAACAAACAAAAGUAAGUUGAAAUUGCAUUGUGCCUGUGACUAAAAAUGGUCCACUCAAAACUGACCAUAGCAACGAUAUCCAUGUGAUUUAGAUCCAUAAUUAGGCCUGUAAAGGCACUGCUGUUUCCGAGGAAUUUAAAGAUGAACGUACAAGCAAGAAAAUGUUAAGAAAUCUAACGUCUUUUCUUCUAAGCCUCUAUUUUUGGCUGUUAAUUUUUUUAGCUCCUCAAGGCUCCACCAGGUGCUGCUGGUAGCUAGCCGGAGACAUGAUUCGAAGAGGCUUUUUUUUCUCACUCACACUUUUUCUCUCACAUUUGAAUCAUCAACAGCUACUGAAAUAGAUCUGCAGAGAAUCUCACCGGGCUUAUGUGCGAAUGAGGCUGAUCUGAAGUAAAAAAAUAGCAGAAAGUGAAAGAUGUCAGCCAUUGUGUUAACACUGAGGCUAAUAUUUUGACUUAAUUUUUAACUUGUUUUUUUGGAACUAGACGUCCUUGUUUGUACGUGUAUAUAACUUAACCCAGGGAGUGGCACUUCUAUGGGGGUCUUGGUUGGCUCUGUGUUCUUUGGUGGUAUUACUGAUUAAUACAAGUGUUAGAAUUAGAAUAUCUUUCACCUUGAUGUUUUAGCUGAUUCAAUAUACACCGAUCAGCCAUAACAUUAAAACCACCUUCUUGUUUCUACACUCACUGUCCAU
Messenger RNA from Trichomycterus rosablanca, 5288 nucleotides. RefSeq names its product Rho related BTB domain containing 4 (gene rhobtb4). Gene Ontology annotation, cellular component: cytoskeleton; cell projection; cytoplasmic vesicle. Gene Ontology annotation, molecular function: protein kinase binding; GTPase activity; GTP binding. Bases 262 to 2451 code for a protein of 729 amino acids. The record is from RefSeq and is a predicted model, not a curated record. Lineage: Eukaryota; Metazoa; Chordata; Actinopteri; Siluriformes; Trichomycteridae. Gene Ontology annotation, biological process: establishment or maintenance of cell polarity; engulfment of apoptotic cell; cortical cytoskeleton organization. The transcript has 11 exons.